AUGGACUUUAAUAGCUCUUCGCCCUUCCCAGAGGGAGUCAUCUCCUUCUUGGACACGGACCUUUACAAGCUUACCAUGCAAUGCGCCGUCUUCAAGUGCUUUCCCGAUGUCGAGGUCACAUAUGCCUACACGAAUCGGACCCCGGACAAGAAGCUCUCGAGGGCGGCAUUUCGCUGGUUGGAGAAGCAGAUUCAGAAACUCGGCAACAUAUCCCUCUCGGCAGAGGAAUACCGUUACCUCGUAGAGAACUGCGACUACCUGACCCCGGACUAUGUCGACUUCCUCAAGGAGUUUCACCUUCACCCGCGCGAGCAAGUGUCCAUCAGCUUCCACCCAGUGGGAGGUACCGACACGGGAUCCGACGACCAGCUCGGCGACACAGACAUCAGCAUCAAGGGCAAGUGGGUCGAGACGAUACUGUACGAGAUCCCCAUCCUGGCCCUGACAUCGGAGGCCUACUUCAAGUUUAUGGACACGGACUGGGACUACGAAGGCCAGGAGGAGGCCGCCUUCGACAAGGGCCUCAGGCUCUUUGAGGCCGGCUGCGUCACCUCGGAGUUUGGCACGCGCCGCCGUCGCGACUACCACACCCAGGCCCUCGUCUUCCGCGGCCUGGUCCGGGCCGCCGACAAGGCCAAGGAGCAGGGCCACACCGUCGGCAGGCUGUCGGGCACGAGCAACGUCCACCUGGCCAUGCGCUUCAACAUCCCGCCCGUCGGCACCGUGGCCCACGAGUGGUUCAUGGGCACCGCCGCCGUCAUCGGGGACUACCGGGCUGCCACCGAGGAGGCCCUGUGCCGAUGGGUCAGCGUCUUCGGCCCCAAGCUGUCCAUCGCCCUGACCGACACGUUCGGCACCCCCGAGUUCCUCAAGGCCUUCAGCAAGCCCGUCCAGGCCGUCGAGGACGGAAAGGGAGGGACGUACCCCGUCGAGAAGCUCACCCAGGCGGAUGGCUCCGCCAAGACGUAUGCCGAGCUGUUCGCCGGUGUCAGGCAGGACUCCGGCGACCCAGAGGAGUUCGUCCGCGUCAUGCGCAAGUACUACGACUCCGAGGGCAUAGACCCAUCUGGGAAGACGAUUGUAUUCUCCGACUCGCUCAACAUUGACCGCUGCCUCCUCUACAAGAAGGCCGCCGAGGCCGAGGGCUUCAACCCGACAUUUGGUGUUGGCACCUUCCUCACCAAUGAUUUCACUCAUCGCAAGACGGGCACCAAGUCAGUGCCCUUGAAUAUCGUCAUCAAGCUUAGCUCGGCGGCUGGCCGUCCGGCCAUCAAGAUAAGCGACAACAUUGGCAAGAACACUGGAGAUAAGGACCUGGUGGCUCAAGUCAAGAAGCAACUCGGUUACGUUGAAAAUGAGUGGGCUGACGGUGACGAGACGUCGAGAUGGGGAAAGGAAAGUGACAAGGCCAAGGCGUAG
Molecule: messenger RNA, 1419 nt
Organism: Geosmithia morbida
Lineage: Eukaryota; Fungi; Ascomycota; Sordariomycetes; Hypocreales; Bionectriaceae
Product: nicotinate phosphoribosyltransferase
Exons: 3
Coding region: 1-1419 (472 amino acids)
Biological process (GO): NAD+ biosynthetic process
Molecular function (GO): nicotinate phosphoribosyltransferase activity
Source: RefSeq, a predicted model, not a curated record